AUGCCCAGCUCCACGCUGGCUGGGGAGAUCCCCUGCACAGCGCUUCAGAGCCACACAACUGGGAAGCUGGGCUUCGAGGAAUUCAAGUAUUUGUGGGGGAACGUCAAGAAGUGGCAGUGUGUCUACAAACAGUACGACACGGACCGAUCCGGCACCAUCGGGAGCAGCGAGCUGCCAGGCGCCUUCGAGGCGGCGGGCUUCCGGCUGAACGAGCAGCUGUAUCAGAUGAUCGUGCGCAGGUACUCAGACGAGAACGGCCACAUGGACUUCGACAACUUCAUCAGCUGCCUGGUUCGCCUGGACGCCAUGUUUCGUAAGUGGCCUGCGGGUCGGUCCUGGGGAUGGCUCGGGCGCAGCACGUCACACCCCUCACUGACCCGGGUCCUGGUUGUGCCAGGCUUAGCCUCCUUCCGGCUCACCAUGUGCCGCUCAGGCGGGCCCAGAAACCAGCCCUGA
Messenger RNA from Trachemys scripta elegans, 456 nucleotides. Its product is annotated as calpain small subunit 1-like. The transcript has 5 exons. Gene Ontology annotation, molecular function: calcium ion binding. NCBI's taxonomy places the organism in Eukaryota, Metazoa, Chordata, Testudines, Emydidae. The coding region runs from base 1 to 456 and encodes 151 amino acids. The record is from RefSeq and is a predicted model, not a curated record.